Molecule: messenger RNA, 1974 nt
Organism: Lodderomyces theae
Lineage: Eukaryota; Fungi; Ascomycota; Pichiomycetes; Serinales; Debaryomycetaceae
Exons: 1
Coding region: 1-1974 (657 amino acids)
Source: RefSeq, a predicted model, not a curated record
AUGGGAUCGAGCGAAGACGACGAGGCACUUAAAAUUUUGGCUUCAAUUCGAAUUAAAAAGCUGAUUGAUGAUUUACAAUUACAGUACCUUUCACAAGGAGGAGAAACUGGAUACCUGGAGCGAGUCAUACGCGAUGUUUUGAGUAUUGUUUUUGAACUUGACCGCAGAGCAGUGCCGGAUACUGUAAAGCUCUUAUUAAUAAAACGCUGUUUUAUUCCUUCCUGCGAGGUACCGAUCCAGGUUUUGCUCAACAUUUUUGGCAACUUGGGGUCCACUCAAUACCGUAUUCACAGGACGAAAGAUGUCCCACCCAAGAAGAUAAGCAUAGCGUUACAAGUGGAACUAUUGAAUCGAAUCACGGAGAAGUUCGAGUCUUUUUCUCCCGCAUUUCAAGCAUACCUGUCGAUUCUAUUACCAAUGUUGACAAAAUUAAUGUCGUAUGAAGUGUUGAGAUUCCAUAUAUCAAGUAUAUUAAGAUUGGUUAUGUUUCAAAACUUACCACAGUAUAUGUGCUGCCGGAACAUGCACAGGAGAAAAGAAACCUUUGCCUUGCGUAACUGGGAACACAAUUGGAUCAAAGACUUGCACAUUAAAUUUCCCGAGGAUCCUAAUUUACGAAUGUUGGUUGACGUAUUGGGAACGGUUAUUGUAUCUGACCCGAUUACCUUAGAACCAAAUACAAGCAUUUUCACGAGUGACUGGAGGGAUUCUUGGAUCCAGAACCCGUCAGAUGACAAAUUCAAGCGGCAAAAGACUGGCUUAACGCUGGUCUUCGAUCGCCGUGGAAUUAUCAAAGAUGAGAUGGAUUCAAUAAAAGCGUCAAAUGUUGAACAAGAUACCCGGAGGAAGAAUAUGCUUGCGAUCCAACUAUGUACAAACAAGGUGACGGUAGCGGAGGCAGACGAAUAUUUAAAGAUUGUUUCAUUUCAAAGUAGGGCAUUUCACAAAGAUUGGAUUAUCACAGCGUUAUGGCAUUUUCGACGUUUCAAAAAUGAUAAUCUCUCUCUAGAGCACAUAAAUAAACUUCUUUUGAAGUCCGACAGUGGCUCUGAAUGGCGGGAGAUGCUUUGCCAAAGAGUCGCCUUCAUGCCGCUACUUAAUGCAAGUGGUGGUGAACUCCGGUCGAUGAUCAUGAAUGACAAGAAGAAAUUGCUGGAGUAUUACCCGCAAAAUGUUCUUUUGUAUCUGUCCUUGUGCGAAAAAUAUAUCAUCGGAUUACUACGGUCAAUUGAAGUUAAUGUAAUGCACAAUUUCAAGCUUUUAAACGAAAUAGCGCCGAUGCUAUUUGAGCUUACCCAAUUCUGUCCUAAGGCUCGUGCUACUGUGGCGAGAAUAAUACUUUCGUUAUACAGAAGGGGGCGUGUUGCUGACGGAUCGCACACUGCCAUCUUCACGCUACCCAGAUCCAUAGUCUACUUUAUGUUGCUACAAGGAGAUUUAAACCUCUUGGAUGAAGUUUGUCUUCAUAUAGCUGAAGAGAAGAGUUUCCGCUAUGAGGACGACAAGUCACGAAGGAUGCAAAAUUCUUUUACUAUGGAGAUUGUUAACCUCAUCUGGAGAGGGAGAUUUCUUAGUCUCGAUUCGCGACGAGAUUCACCCCAUAAAGCAUUUUUCUUCAACCCUUCAUUGGUGCCGAAGGUGCUUAACUCAAACUUAGCUAGUAUUGGACUUCGGGAUAUCGGGGGAAUUUUGAUGAGCCCUGUCUUUGCUUUCAUCGCAGCUACGCGCUUGCGCUAUUUGGAAGAUAAGUAUAACCUUGAGGUCAGACUUGAGGGCCCUCCUACGGAGGAAAGCAUCGUACUUAUGCAGACCAAUACUCAUGUCCAAUGGUUGCAGUUGAGUAGAGAUGCGAUCAAGUUGGAAGUUUUAAGAUAUCUAGACGAGAAGCAUUUUAACGGAAUUUGCGAUAUGAUGUUCAAGUCUUUGAAAUCUUUAUCGAAAGCGAGAGGUGUGACAAAUAUCAUAACACAAUGA